Molecule: messenger RNA, 1373 nt
Organism: Mesitornis unicolor (brown roatelo)
Lineage: Eukaryota; Metazoa; Chordata; Aves; Mesitornithiformes; Mesitornithidae
Product: attractin-like protein 1
Exons: 11
Cellular component (GO): Golgi apparatus
Source: RefSeq, a predicted model, not a curated record
CUGCUGCAGAUGACAGAUGUUACCGGUACGCAGACUGCGCGAGCUGCACUGCCAACACCAACGGGUGCCAGUGGUGCGACGACAAGAAGUGCAUUUCAGCAAAUAGUAACUGUAGCAUGUCAGUUAAAAACUACACCAAAUGCCAUGUGAGGAACGAACAGAUCUGCAACAAACUGACCAGCUGCAAAAGCUGCUCGCUGCACCUGAACUGCCAGUGGGACCAGCGGCAACAGGAGUGCCAGGCACUACCUGCUCAUCUGUGUGGGGAAGGAUGGAGUCACAUUGGAGACGCCUGCCUCCGCAUAAAUUCUAGUCGUGAAAACUAUGACAAUGCCAAACUCUAUUGCUACAAUUUAAGUGGGAAUCUUGCCUCAUUAACAACCUCAAAAGAAGUGGAAUUUGUUCUGGAUGAAAUACAGAAAUGUCAAACUUCACAGUCCCUCAUUAAAUUGAAAAUUUCACCUUGGGUAGGUUUGCGCAAGAUCAACAUCUCCUACUGGGGAUGGGAUGACAUGUCUCCUUUUACAAAUACAACUCUGCAGUGGCUUCCUGGAGAGCCAAACGACUCUGGCUUCUGUGCAUACCUAGAAAGAGCAGAGGUGGCCGGUCUGAAGGCAAAUCCAUGCACUGCAAUGGCAGAUGGUCUUGUGUGUGAAAAACCUGUUGUUAGUCCCAACCAGAAUGCCAGACCCUGCAAAAAGCCAUGCUCCCUGCGAACAACAUGUUCUAACUGCACGAGUAAUGGUAUGGAAUGUAUGUGGUGUAGCAGUACCAAGCGGUGUGUUGACUCCAACGCCUAUAUAAUCUCUUUUCCAUAUGGACAGUGUCUAGAAUGGCAAACUGCCACAUGCUCCCCUCAAAACUGCUCUGGACUGAGGACCUGUGGACAGUGUUUGGAACAGCCCGGGUGUGGAUGGUGCAAUGAUCCCAGUAACACUGGAAAGGGACAAUGUUUGGAAGGAUCAUCAAGAGGCCCAAUGAAACCUAUUGGCAUGUCCUCUAAUGAAAUGGUGCUUGAUGCUAGUCUUUGUCCAAAAGAGAAAAAUUACGAAUGGUCUUUUAUUCAGUGUCCAGCUUGCCAGUGUAAUGGCCACAGCACCUGCAUCAACAGUAAUGUCUGUGAUCAAUGUAAAAACUUAACAACAGGAAAACAAUGUGAAACGUGCAUGCCAGGAUAUUAUGGAGACCCCACAAAUGGAGGACAGUGUACAGCUUGCACGUGCAGUGGACAUGCAAAUAUUUGUCACAUGCAAACAGGAAAAUGUUUCUGCACAACUAAGGGAAUCAAAGGAGACCAGUGUCAACUUUGUGACUGACAAAACCAGAUUUUUGAGGGAGCUCUUUUAAAAAAUUCUAAUAUAUAUUGCCAUAUC